Messenger RNA from Pogona vitticeps (central bearded dragon), 2765 nucleotides. It is a transcript of the gene NINJ1, whose product is annotated as ninjurin 1. NCBI's taxonomy places the organism in Eukaryota, Metazoa, Chordata, Lepidosauria, Squamata, Agamidae. The record is from RefSeq and is a predicted model, not a curated record. Gene Ontology annotation, biological process: tissue regeneration; cell adhesion. Gene Ontology annotation, cellular component: membrane.
UCAUUCCUUGGGACAGACUGGCCCAAGUUAACUAAAAGUUUGCCCCCUUUGCAAACAGAAAACGCCUCGCCCGCCGCAGACGGAAGGGGAAAAUCUGCGGACCGCUAACAUACCCGCGCAAACCCUUCCUCCGUCUAAGGCGGGACCAGGCUUCCCAUGCCAAGUAUAUUCAGGCCAGGAAGGGAAAACCCCGCGUUCAGCGAGCUCUCCUCCUCCUCCUCCUCCUCCUCCCUCCUCGCCCUCAAAGCGCCAAAGCCGUCCCCGGGAGCGAGGCUUUUUUUCUGGCCUACGCUUACGCCUCGGUUCCUCGCUUUCCCCGCUCGCCUGCCUGCCGGCCUGCCUGCCUGCCGGCCUCCCUCCCUCCCUCCCGGUGGUCAGAACCCGAGGGCUCCGCUCCAGCGGCCCCAGAGACAUGGACUCGGCCACCCCAGAAUCCCACGAGAUGAACGGGCUGACCGCGGGGACCGGCAACGGCGACGUGCCGCCUCCUGCUGAGCUCCGGACUCGCUGGCUACAGAGAGACAGGACGAUUAACAUUAACCAUUAUGCCAAUAAGAAGAGUGCAGCAGAGAGUAUGCUGGACAUUGCUUUGCUCAUGGCCAAUGCGUCCCAGCUGAAGGCGGUCAUGGAACAAGGGCCAUCUUUCUCAUUCUACAUCCCACUUAUUGCCCUCAUCAGCAUCUCGCUCAUACUCCAGGUUGGAGUAGGGGUGCUUCUAAUAUUCCUUGUCAAAUAUGACCUUAAUAACCCUGCAAAGCAUGCCAAGCUGGACAUCCUGAAUAAUCUUGCAACGGGACUGGUGUUUAUUAUAGUAGUUGUGAAUAUCUUUAUUACUGCAUUUGGAGUACAGAAACCAGCAGUCUCAACCAGUAAGUGAAAGAGAUCUGAGCAUUUUAACUCUGUAGAUAAUUUCUGCAUCUUGAGCCAGAGUCUCUUGGAUGAAAGACAUGAAGAACCUGAAGCAAUUCAAACAACAAUUUCUUCCUCUCAUCAAUUUUCCAGAAAGGACAUUAUGUACAACCUCUUGGCUACACAAAGAUGGAUGGCUGCUUUUGAGAAAACUGGAUUACAUUUUGUCAUGCUGGAGAUUCAACCCGAGGAUACAAGGCUCAGAACUUCUACAUACACCUAUCGAGAAGACUGUCAUAUAAUUUUUUUUCUCCAGAGAUAGCUACUCUGUUACUGAGAACUGGUGCUGUUGGGAAAGUCUAUCUAUGUAAGAAAUAGGUGGACUGAGGAGAGAAUUUGUCCCACCAGGUCUGCCAGCAAUUGAUGUUAAUUUGCAUAAUUGUGGCCCCAUCUGUAGGCAGCAAGGUUGUGCUGGUCUCCAGAAACACUGGUGGGGGUCAGAUACGUGGCCUUUAGUUUCUCCCUCCUUUUUACAUGCCUCACAAGCAACAAAUAUCUCCAUGAAAUGGACGAAUUCAAGUUCUUCCAUGACUCUGUUACAGCUCAGAAUUCCUUACUCUCUGUGCCUUUCCUGAGAUGUGUCGAACAGAGAAAGAGAAUCAAUGCUCUGUUUGGGAGUACAAGCUUUACACAGGGCAGAGAACCGUUUUCCUAAAUUCCAUGUAAAGAAGGACAGCGUUGUCUGUCGAAGCUCUUAAAAUUUUGGGAAGCCAGUGUUUUAUAUGCAAAGGAUCAGUGCAAUUUUUUUCUUUACUUAUACAAUUCCAGAAGAAGAAUGUAUCUCAUAAUGGGAGACUGUUCCUGUGUAAAAGGGGAAUCUGCCUUCAAUCAAUGUAGUGGGUACAUGGGGACAGUCAAAUUUCUGUGCUCACAAUGGCCAUUUAACUAUACCUCAGGUUGCUUCAGCAUCCAAGUGUUCCAAAGAGACUAUUUUUAAAAGAUUUUCCUGGUUCCUGUUAUUUUUGAAUGGGGCCAUAGUUGUGUUUUAAAGAAUUGGCACAAACUGGGAGGUGUGUCUUAAAAUGCAGCCCACAGUAUAUUUAAGAGUGUAAGAGCUCUGCUGGAUCAGAAGAAAGAUCUUUCUAGUCCGGCUUCCUGUUCCCCAACAAGAAAUCAGGCUAAGAAGACCUAAGCACAGUCUAAAUAAGAAAAGCUCAGCUCAGGCCUCUGUCUCAUUUCUCCUUGAUUCAUCUUCAUUUAUCUCAGUGGCACUCAGGACACAUUGCAGAAGCCAUGAUGCAUUUUCUCUUCAUUUUUAACCCUCCAACAAAGACCUUCUUCAGCAAGAAAAACUUAGGCCUCCACAGUCUAAACUUCAGUUAUCACUGUUGCAGAGAUGUGACAUAAUGUGGCCCUUCAGAUGUAGAUAAACCAAAAUUCUACUACUGACCUUGUGAUGACCAGGGCUGGUGGAAGUUACAGGCAUCAACAUCUGGAGAGUUGAACAUUUCUUACCCUUGCCCAACUGGAAUUAAAAUGGACUUGACAGUGCAAACUGAUCUAAUCAGAAUUUAGCCCUGUUGAGUUUAGUAAAGCUUAGCCUAAAUAAAUGGGUAUAGGAUUGCAGCCUAAUAGUGUUUAACUGCUGACUCUCUAGCAUGGCAUUUGUGUGUGUGUGUGCAUGCAUGCGCGUGCGAUUUCAUUUUUCUAUUUGUUGUUCAUCAGUAAUAAGACACCAGAAUUUGUUUUUAAAGGACAAUACAGUAUCUCUAAUGAAUACAGAUGAGUCAAGAAUUAAAUUAUUCAGAGUAGAUACUAUUGAUGGCAAUUGUAUACAUCACAAAUAUUUUCUCUAAGAAAUUACACUAAGCAUGUUAUUCUUAAUUUAUCAUAUAAUAAACAGAAGUUGCCUUCCA